CCGUGACCAGCAGAGAAGGUGACGGAGCUGAGACAUGGACAACCCAGCACCAACUGGCAGACUCCUGAUGAAAAAAAGAACCUUCAAGAGAAACUUCGGUAACAAAUGCAAGAACCAAACAUACCUGUGCUACAAGGUGGAGGUCUGGAAGGACAACAUCUGGGCCCCAGUGGAGGGGCUCCAGGGCAUUCGGCGGAAACUGAAUGCUGGCACACACAGGGAACAUUGUCAUGAAGAGUCGUGCUUCCUGGAUGGUAACAAUCGCCGGAAACGCUACCCUCGUGCAGAGUUGUGCUUCCUGGCUCUGUUCCAGUCUUGGCACCUGAAUGAGGGGAAGCAGUAUAGACUCACCUGGUACAGCUCCUGGAGCCCCUAUCCUGACUGUGUUCCGAAGCUGGUUGAAUUCCUUGGCGACAACAGCAACGUGAGCCUGCGCAUCUUCGCUGCUGGGAUCCAUUCCAUAUUCACUGGAUAUAAGCGUGAACUGCGCAACCUGCGGGACGCUGGGGCCCAACUCGCCAUCAUGACCCUGGAAG
Myotis brandtii (Brandt's bat) is the source of this 536-nucleotide messenger RNA. RefSeq names its product DNA dC->dU-editing enzyme APOBEC-3G-like. The annotation marks the transcript as partial. Lineage: Eukaryota; Metazoa; Chordata; Mammalia; Chiroptera; Vespertilionidae. Gene Ontology annotation, cellular component: P-body; nucleus; cytoplasm. Gene Ontology annotation, biological process: defense response to virus; DNA cytosine deamination; cytidine to uridine editing. Gene Ontology annotation, molecular function: RNA binding; cytidine deaminase activity. The record is from RefSeq and is a predicted model, not a curated record. The transcript has 3 exons.